AUGAUUAAAGAUUCAGCUCUUUUUUUAUUUCAUUGUUCAUUUUUUAUUUUUACCUCAUAUGGGGUUUUUCAAUUCUUUAAAAUUUUUGACAAGUUUGGAUUUUAUGGUAAAACUGAUCCAAUUUUAGUAUUAAAUUUUUUAACUUUAUGGGGUCAAUUUUUUUUGAUUUUAUUUUUUGGAAUUUCAACAAUUGUUGAUUUAUUAAAUUUAGUUAAAUUUAAAAAAAACAACUAUUUUUAUUUUAUAGCAUUAAAAAUAAGAGAUGUUUUGUUUAGAUCCAUAAUAUUCCCAAUUUGUUUUGUUAUUUCAUCGUUAUUCUGGGGUAUCUAUGCAUAUGAUCGUCAAUUAAUAUUCUCAAUCGAACUUGAUUCAAUUUUCCCAAGUUAUUUAAACCAUCUUCAACAUACUUUACCAGGACUAUUAAUUAUAGUGGAAACUUUAAUUGAAAACCAUCAAUACCAUGCAUCACCUGUAACUUUACAAAAAUUAAAGGAAGGCCCAUCAAAACACCCCAUCGAAACCAUCACCCCAAUUACCUCGGAUGUCAAACAAGACGUUUCAAAUUUAGUUUUAUUUAUCUUGACAUAUAUCAGCAUCAUUGCCUAUACUCGUUAUACAAUCGGUCAUUGGCCAUAUCCAUUUUUAAAUGUAAUCCCAACUCACUCCAAAAUUAUUUUCAUUUUUACCUCUUCUUGUUUUGGUGUAAUGUUAUAUGCAAUUGGCAGAUUAAUAAACCAAAAGCGUUGGGGUGGUGAAUCAAUUUUUGUACCAAAAAAUUUUGUAAAAAAACAAUCAAUCAAUAAAAAAACAAAUUAA
Messenger RNA from Dictyostelium purpureum, 816 nucleotides. RefSeq lists its product as uncharacterized. Bases 1 to 816 code for a protein of 271 amino acids. The record is from RefSeq and is a predicted model, not a curated record. NCBI's taxonomy places the organism in Eukaryota, Evosea, Eumycetozoa, Dictyosteliales, Dictyosteliaceae. The transcript has 2 exons. Gene Ontology annotation, cellular component: membrane; endomembrane system.